AUCAAGAAACGUAUAUCUUACACAAAACCCCCUUCAUCAAACGAUUUCAGUCAAAACUUUCUGGUGCAUUCUCGAUUGUUGUGAAUCUAUAGAAGACGAAGAAGAAGACGAACACUGGUUACAUUCCAUCGUCUCUAUUCUUGCAUCCGAUCCACAGCAAAUCUGUAGCAACUUCACUCAAUUAUACUACCACAUUUCACUACCACCGAUCGACUGACCUAGGGCACCACAAAUCACCAUGACCAGACCACUGAAGUCCUCAUCAAGAAGACCUACAUUUCUUCAUCUCAUAUGUGCUGCUACUGUUUUCUCUCUCCUUGUUUUCACUCUUCAAUCGGUUUUCUUCACUGGUACUCGAAUCAAUCCUCUCAACGCAGAAGAUGUACAGAUCUUAUCUGAGUUUCAAUCUGACGUUCAACAAUGCGUGGCAAACAGAGGAUUUGGACUUACGGCACAUAUGAUUGACCAUUGCAAGUUGAUUCUUAAGUUUCCUGAAGGGACAAAUAGCACCUGGUUGAAUCCCCAAUUUAAGACGUAUGAGCCAUUAGAGUACAAAUAUGAUGUUUGUGAGGCAAUUCUCCUGUGGGAACAGUACCGUAACAUGACUACAGUUUUGACAAGAGAAUAUUUAGAUGCACGGCCUGAUGGCUGGAUGGACUAUGCAGCCAAAAGAAUAGCACAACUAGGCGCAAAGGAUUGCAGCAACAGGACACUUUGUGAAGAGCACCUUAAUCCAGUUUUGCCAGCCAAACCUCCAUUUCACCCUCGCCAGUUUCAUAAAUGUGCUGUUGUUGGAAACUCAGGUGAUUUACUGAAGACUGAAUUUGGUGAAGAAAUCGACAGUCAUGAUGCAGUUAUAAGAGACAAUGAGGCACCAGUUAACGAGAAAUAUGCUAAACAUGUUGGUCUAAAGAGAAAUUUUCGAUUAGGAGUUAGGGGAACUGCCCGUAACAUGAUCCCAAUCCUCAAUGGAUCAGAUGAUGAGGUGCUUGUUAUCAAAAGUGUGACUCACAGAGACUUCAACCAGAUGAUUGAUAUGAUUCCGAAUCCGGUCUAUCUUUUCCAAGGUAUUGUAUUACGCAGAGGUGCCAAAGGAACUGGGAUGAAAUCUGUUGAGCUGGCACUUUCUAUGUGUGAUAUUGUUGAUAUUUAUGGUUUCACUGUUGAUCCUGGCUACACUGAAUGGACCAGAUACUUCUCUGAACCAAGAAAAGGUCACAACCCACUUCAAGGAAGGGCUUACUACCAACUUCUAGAAUGCCUUGGUGUGAUUAGGAUACACUCUCCUAUGAGAGCAAAACGGGCCCAAGAUUGGUCUGAUGUGCCAAGUCGUGAGAAGAUAGGCAGAGCUCAUGCAGCUGCCACGCGACUAAAAAGAAGUGAAGAGGGUGAAUACGAUAAGGUAGGACAAUUUGGCAACUGUAAGGUGUGGGGCGAUGCGGGCCCCUACGGUAGCGGGCCUGUAUCGGGGUCCAGAAAUAUGAGUAGUACUAGGAGGAAUUCAAAUUACAGUAAAUGGGAAGUUACGCCUUUUAAGAGUCUUAGAAAAGAAGCACAGGAACAUUAUAACCAGAUGGAAGGUGUUUCACUGUAUAAAAUGGAUGGCAACAAAUUAGAUGAUCUUGUGUGCGUGAGGCAUUCGUUAGAUUCUGAAUCGUAGUUUUGAAGUGGUAUAUAAUGAGAGGCUGACCGACAUACUUCAUGGAUUUGGGUAUUGCUAGUGUGAUUUCAAGAUGAAGGGGAAAUAGACGAUGAUGUGGACUACCAUCGUGAUUGUUAUUUUUCAAGCACGUGUGGAAGAUGAGAAGAAAGAUAAAGAUUUCAGGAAAUUUAUAAUUGUUGUUCUAUACAUGUACUUUUGUUAGCUUUCACUUUUGGUAUGUAAUGUUAAAAUCAUAUGUUUAAUUAUGUUUUACAUAUAUUUAUAGACAUUAUAGUUGUCACUUGUC
Messenger RNA from Helianthus annuus (common sunflower), 1949 nucleotides. RefSeq names its product sialyltransferase-like protein 1. The record is from RefSeq and is a predicted model, not a curated record. Gene Ontology annotation, biological process: pollen germination; pollen tube growth. Lineage: Eukaryota; Viridiplantae; Streptophyta; Magnoliopsida; Asterales; Asteraceae. The transcript has 11 exons. Gene Ontology annotation, molecular function: sialyltransferase activity. The coding region runs from base 239 to 1660 and encodes 473 amino acids.